AAACUCGACUCCGAGUUUUCGACUCACCCAGUCCAAAAGCCUUAGUCUGCAGUGCUUCAUCUAGCAUUGUAUCAUUCAGUAGGCAUCGAAUCCAUGGCUGAGCACGGUGGCAAUCACACCGCUAACGCUACUGUCGAGCUCGAAGUGAUGCGCGAAGAUGAUUUCUCGUGGCAUCCUUGUCAGGUCUCUAUCAGUCCAAAUGGGAAUGGUCUGGUUAUAAAGUAUGGUGAUGACUGCCUGGAAGAUUUAAUAGAGGACAAAGAAGUGGCACUUGCACGGCUUCGAAUUCGUUCUUCUCCUCUUCAAGGAUCUGACUGCUCUCUUGUGAAGGAAGGUGAUCAUGUUCUUGCUACCAAAAAAUCACAAUUGAAGAGCCUCUUCUUCGAUGCUGAAGUAGAGAAGGCACAACGCAUUAGACACUCAGCAAGGACAUACUGUAGGUGCACUUUUAGAGUCAAAUGGCUUCACAAAGACCUUGGAGAUGAAGUAUUGGUCCUUCCAUCUUGCGCAAUCAUGAAAUUGACUACUGAAAGUAUUAAUGUUCAUCCAACAGUUUGUGCCUUCUUUAAAUCCUUCGAUAGCUCAAAUUGCUUUACAAAAUUGCCAUUUCCCACUAUUUAUGGAAGCACGGAAAGCAGAAUGGAAACUCAUGAGUUUCCAGAGGCACGAAUUGGAAAGAUAAGGUCUUCUGAUUUUUUUGAGAAGAAAAUUUCAGGGGAUACUCUGGUUGGAGUUGAUUUCAAAGGACAAACCCAGUCUGGAGAAUUUGCCACAUAUAAAGUCUGCAAAACGCAUAUUCAAAUUCCUUCUGUCACUGAUAACUUAAGGUAUUCUGAGCACAGGAAUCAGCUGCAUAAAGAUAAUAAAGCUGAAGCAUCACCUGAUGUUUUCAUGCUUGUUAAAGAUGAGAGUGUUGAAAGCCGAUCUCCUCUAAAUCCUCUUGCAGCUCGUGCAGCUCUUGCUUCAUUAGUAUCAAUAACUCGGCAUUUCUGUUUGGCUGAUGAUUUGACUACACGUAAUGGAAUCUCAUCAAAAUCAGAAGCUGCAUCUGCAACAUUAGUUCCAAGCAGUUCUGAAGAAACGCAUCGAGUCUCAGAUGCACCUUUUAAUUUUACUUGUUCACCAACAGAAAGAAAGGUUAGGCUGACUCGAUCAGCAUCAAAAAGAGGAAAUGAAGUUUCUCAUAAGUCUCUUGCAGUGACUAGUCAUGACGAGGUGAAGGUAGAGCCUUCAACCAAACGGAGGCUGACCCGUUUGGCACUUAAGAAUAAUCAAGAAGUUGAGAGUGUUGAAGCUGACACUGCUACUCAAGGAAAUAUGUCAGCUAAGCAAAUUGAAUGCGACUUUGUUCAGGAAGGCAAGAAAACAGUUGGCUCUUCAAUGAACAAAGGGAUUGUGCCACUCCCCACUGAGGAAGAUAAAUGUGUCUUUUAUGAACUGAAAAUGAAUAAAGAGAAUAUUCAUAUGAAGAAAACCUCCACAGAAGAGAUCAAUGUGAAAAAUAUUAGCAGUACAAGAAGGCUAACACGCUCAGCAGCUCGUGGAGAGACUGGCCCGAAUUCUGGCAUAAGUUUGGAACAAAGCAAAUUAUAUGACCACAGCCAAUCAAACUCUGAUUCCACAGUUACUAAGGUUCAGUCUCCUCCUGCUGCAGAAGAGAAUAAGAUAAAUCAAACAUACGCUACUUCAAAGAAAACUGAAGCAGAUGAGUGUAUCUCAAUUAAUUUUGCAGGCAAUGCUAAACAAAACAAGGGCUUAAAAAGGAAGUUAAUUGCAUCGACAGCACAGCAGUUGAGGUCUUCUCCUCGUCUUAACUCUACUCUCCAGACUCGCUCUCAAAUGAAGCUUUAGUUUCCCAUGUAAGAGAAGUUGAAGGUGAAUUCCUUGCCCACCCAACUUUGCACUUCACAUCACUUUUUUCUUUUAUGGAUUAACUUAGAACUAUGAAGGUUUAUAUGUACUUGUUGACAAAAUUAAUGCUGCUAGAUGUUGUCUAUUUCUGCUCCUUGGAGAUUGCCCUGGUUUAGUAAAACUAGGAACGGGAAAUGUAUGUCACUUCUUCUCUAGAGAAACUACAUUAUAACUAAACACUGCUAAGUUUCUUUCUAAUGCACCCAAAAGUAACAAUGGUGAUGAUGGUGA
Molecule: messenger RNA, 2142 nt
Organism: Ipomoea triloba (trilobed morning glory)
Lineage: Eukaryota; Viridiplantae; Streptophyta; Magnoliopsida; Solanales; Convolvulaceae
Exons: 5
Coding region: 94-1851 (585 amino acids)
Molecular function (GO): chromatin binding
Source: RefSeq, a predicted model, not a curated record